CCUAACCAAACUUAAACAAACCCUGACCUAAUCCUUGCCAAGCCUAACCUUGACCAGGGGCAAAUCCAAACCAUCAUCCCCCUCUUUGGUUCACAAUAAAGGGGGAGAAAAUGAAAGAAAUGAAUAGAAGAUGAGAGAAGAGAUGGAGAUUGAGUUUUGAGCUUUCCGCUCUGAUGCUUCAAUCGAAACCUAGAAAAGAGAGAGUGAGAAAGAUAUCAGAACCAGAGAACAAGGCGGUUAGAAAGUGAAAAAAAAGUGCGAAAAAAAAAUAAAAGUGAAAACCAAUGGCUGACCAAUUAGUGGCAAACCACCUGGAGCCAUGGCGGGAGCUGAAGGGCAAGGUGGUGAUGGUCACCGGAGCUUCAUCGGGCCUUGGCCGUGACUUUUGUCUUGACCUCGCUAGAGCUGGCUGUAGAAUUGUGGCUGCUGCCCGCCGAGUGGACCGCCUCAAGUCUCUCUGCGACCAAAUCAACCACCUCUCUUCUUCUUCUUCUUCUUCUUCUUCUUCUUCGCCAACUGUCCGAGCUGUUGCUAUUGAGCUCGACGUCACUGCCAAUGGUCCUACCAUCGACGCGUCCAUACAGAAGGCCUGGGAGGCAUUUGGCCAUAUCGAUGCCUUGGUUAAUAACGCUGGCAUUAGGGGCUCUGUGAAGUCUCCAUUGAAUAUAUCUGAGGAGGAAUGGAGCGAUACUGUCAAAACGAACCUAACAGGAUCGUGGAUGGUGUCAAAGUAUGUGUGCAUACGAAUGCGCGAUAUGAAUCAAGGGGGAUCCAUCAUCAACAUUUCUUCUAUUGCAGGCCUUAAUAGGGGGCAGCUGCCUGGAUCCGUUGCCUAUGCUUCUUCAAAGGCAGGCGUGAACACCAUGACAAAGGUAAUGGCGAUGGAAUUGGGGGAGCACAAAAUUAGAGUGAAUUCAAUAUCCCCUGGACUGUUCAAGUCCGAGAUAACAGAGGGCCUGAUGCAGAAAGAUUGGCUUAAUAAUGUGGCCAUGAGAACCGUGCCCUUGAUGACGUAUGGAUCAGCGGACCCUGCAUUGACAUCUCUCGUUCGAUAUUUGAUCCAUGACUCUUCAGAAUAUGUAUCCGGCAACGUCUUCAUCGUGGAUGCAGGUGCUACCCUCCCCGGUGUUCCCCUCUUUUCUUCCCUCUAAAUUUCCUACUUGUGUUUUUUCUAGUUGAGUAGGGCGGCAUGAAGCCUGAGAAUUUAUACGCUGCACGCUCUUGGAAUUGCUUUAAAUAUCAAUGGAUAGAUGCUCGCAGGCAGGCAGGUAUGCCACUGAUGGGCUAGUCUCUGCUAAUAUCCAUCUGUUUAUGAAUUCUAUAUGCAAGAAUCAUGAAAAAAUAAAUAAAAGCAAAACGUGUUUUGUUUGAA
This is a messenger RNA of Malania oleifera, 1372 nucleotides long. RefSeq lists its product as uncharacterized. The transcript is spliced from 3 exons. The record is from RefSeq and is a predicted model, not a curated record. Gene Ontology annotation, molecular function: oxidoreductase activity. Lineage: Eukaryota; Viridiplantae; Streptophyta; Magnoliopsida; Santalales; Ximeniaceae. Bases 285 to 1151 code for a protein of 288 amino acids.